AUGCUCGUUACUUAUGAGUUUUCCUGGACGAUUACGAACGCGGUUCACUUGGCUUUGACGUUGGUUUAUAUCCACUGGCUCAAAGGGUCACUCUAUGAUCAACAAGGCGAAAUGGAUCAUUUGACGAUUUGGGAACAGCUUGAGGGCACACAGGACACGAAAACAGUCCGCGAAGUUCUACUGAUUGUACCAACAGUCUUGACCUAUAUGGCCUGUCACUUUGCCGACUACGAUAAGCAGACCUGUGUGGUGAAUAUUGUGUUUUGGUGUGUGGCCGUUCUAGCCAAGCUACCCUUUAUGAAUGGAGUGCGUCUGUUUGGUAUCAAU
Phaeodactylum tricornutum CCAP 1055/1 is the source of this 327-nucleotide messenger RNA. RefSeq lists its product with no specific name. Gene Ontology annotation, biological process: negative regulation of ceramide biosynthetic process; intracellular sphingolipid homeostasis; ceramide metabolic process. The annotation marks the transcript as partial. The transcript has a single exon. Gene Ontology annotation, cellular component: endoplasmic reticulum membrane. The record is from RefSeq and is a predicted model, not a curated record. Lineage: Eukaryota; Bacillariophyta; Bacillariophyceae; Surirellales; Neidiaceae.